This is a messenger RNA of Cyphellophora attinorum, 936 nucleotides long. RefSeq lists its product as uncharacterized. NCBI's taxonomy places the organism in Eukaryota, Fungi, Ascomycota, Eurotiomycetes, Chaetothyriales, Cyphellophoraceae. Bases 1 to 936 code for a protein of 311 amino acids. The transcript has a single exon. Gene Ontology annotation, biological process: spindle assembly. Gene Ontology annotation, cellular component: HAUS complex; cytosol. The record is from RefSeq and is a predicted model, not a curated record.
AUGGCGGGCGAAGCAUCACCCCAGGCGUCCGGUCUCGCUGCUGGCCAGCUCACAGAGCUCGAUCUCUCCCCGUCCAAAGCUCGAGCGCACGCCACAACGACACACGCAUGGUCUCAAGUGAUGUCAUGGCUGCGCGAGACUAUGAAUCCGACACCGGUCCCGCAAUUCGAGCGGAAUGCCGAAACGCUCGCGUAUCUGCAGACCCUGAUGCAUGCGAAUCUUGCGGCAAACAGCGCACGCAAGGGACUGCAUGAGAGGCAGUCAAGCCAAGUACAGGCCUACGAGAAUUACCGCGCUGCCUUGGAAAGUGAUGCCGGCGUCCAGAUGCUGCAGGCAGUGGAAAGUCAUCUAAGUGAUCAAAGCGCAUCAGCAUUGGAUUCGCUGUCGAAAGUAUGGGUGCUCUUAGGACAGCCGUUGAGGGGCCCUGAGUGGGCGACAGACCUGGAGGACCUCGAAAAGGUGCUCGACAACGCUAUCUUGAGGCUCAGCGCAGAGACAUUCCAGCUGGAGCAUUUAGUACGAGAUCUUUCCUUGAGGAAAGCGGACAUUGACUACCGAAUCAGCCCCGCGGAAGUCAGGGAGGCAGAUGAUGGAGCAGAGGUGGACACAGAUGCUGCAUUGAGAAGGCGACAGAUAGCGCAAUUUACAUCACAAACAAAGCAUCUGGCUCUGAAGUUGGCGGAGUAUGAUCAGCGUCUCGAUACUAUGUCAAAAGAGCCACAGCGUGGGCCGGGCCUGCAGUACCUUCGAAAGCGUCAGAAGGAGCUGCAGGAGAUGCAGAAAGCUGUUAAAAGUCUGGAGAAGGAACUCAGCGAAUACCAUGGACUACCUCCGGACGUGGAAGCAAGCCGCGCGGAGGUGAGACGAGCCCAGUCCGAGCUCGAAACUCUCAAGCGACGACGAGAAGAAAUGCUGUCCGAGAUGACGGGAAGCUAA